Messenger RNA from Monomorium pharaonis (pharaoh ant), 9015 nucleotides. RefSeq lists its product as uncharacterized. The transcript has 7 exons. The record is from RefSeq and is a predicted model, not a curated record. Bases 150 to 6974 code for a protein of 2274 amino acids. Lineage: Eukaryota; Metazoa; Arthropoda; Insecta; Hymenoptera; Formicidae.
CAGUGGGAUGCAGUGGGACGGCGGCGCAUAGACACCCUGCAACGGGACUAUCCUUUCGACGGGGGAUUGUCGUCCGCGUAUUCUCGCCAUCAUCACGAUCUACGGCAGGAUUUUCGGUCCCCGAGGAGCCCAAUGUGGGUGGAAGUGAGAUGGCAUCCAGGGAAAAGAAACCCUUAGCGCCUUCCAAAUCAAAACAGAAGGCGAGUAAUGAUUCUGUCUUGCCAUCUAAUGAGGUGAAGAAUAAGAAGGGCAAGUCAUUGCCAAAUAUAAAGCAGCAGCAGCAGCAACUUGCGCAAGAGAUUUUUGAUACUGUAGCGACAGGUAGUCAACUUUCUGUUAAACUAGAGGCAAGCUUGCCACGUAGGAAUGCCCUUAAAAAUCUAAAACGCAAACAGAAUCUUAGAGCAGCCAAGGCAAAUUUUGUCAAAUCCAAGGUUACCAAGAAAGUGACCAGCAAGGAUAUACACAGGAUAGCUCCUGACAUUAAGAAGAGUGCCAAGGGAGCAAAGAGAGUUAGGCAAUCGGAGGAAUCGACUGUGGUUAAGACAGUCGACGUCGCUCCAAAAUCUUUCUCUGAAAAUCAGGCAAAUAACAGAGAGGACGAAGACAAAGGAACUGAAACACCAAGUAAAAGUGCCAAGAGUAAUCUCAGGACCAAAAAGACCAAAUUUGACGUUCAAAAUAAAGAAGAGACCAGUGCUGAAAAGUCUAGCACUAAAGUCAGCCCAAAACUUGGCAAAAAAGGAAAAACGGCAACGGAAACUUGUGACUCUUUGUCCAAGAGUGCCAAAGCGUCAAAGCUGACAGCAAACUUGAAGAAGAGCAGUACCAGUCUCGUAAAAGUUACUGAGGCUGAUAACAAAAGUGGAAAAAAUCGAAAAAGUACCAGCAGAGAAGUAGAUAGCGGUAGUAGUGCGAGAAACGCGAUGAAUGUUGACAAGUUUCCAAGGACUGUUUCAGAUAACAAGAAUUCAAUUGAUCUUACUAUAGACGAAGUCAUCGCAUCUUCAAUGUUGAGCGACUGCGAAGUUGAAGGCCAACAAAGUGUUACAGACAAGACUGAAGGAAAGGUAACGAGGAGUAAGAAAAUGUUGGUGGACGAAAAUAUCACUUACGAUGCCGAGACAACGAUAAAAAAAGAGUCUGAUACCGACGAUGUCAAAAUUACAUCGGACGGAGAGUCUCUGGAGACUGUGGAUCAAGGAUUACAGAAUCCCAUUCAGCUAAGAAAGAGACCGAAAGUCAGCUCAAAUGAUCAAACGCCUCAAAGAAGUUUACGAAAUGGAAAGCAGCGUCAAUUGUCGGAAAAUCAAUUGGGAAAUUCCGCGGAUCUGACCAACGAUUCUAAAAAGCGACACAGAUUCAAUUUGGAUGAAACCGUCAACUUAGAUAAUUUAACGGAACAUAUCUCGGAUUGUAAUAUAAAUAUGGACGCUUGCUUUUCAGAUCCUGAUUGUAACGAAUCCCAAAAUAUUGUAGCAACGAGUAAGGAAGAGAUUUGUUCGAAGAAUGAAACGUUGAAUUUUGAUGAAGACGUUGAGACUGGAUCGGAAACAAUCGAGAACAAUAAUAACAGCGAUCGCGCAGACAGGGCAGGUGAGACCGGACCGACCCUGCGUUCGAAAACUAAAACUAAAACUGUAGAAUGCGAAGCAACUAGAGAUGAUGAUGUUAAAACUGAAGACACACGAUUAAUGCCCAGGUGUGCGGAGGUACAGGAAGAUUCCAAGAAACUCGGUAAUUUCGAACAAGUGAAGAAAGACAACGUUUUAGCCAAGUUGCCAGACAGAUAUAAAAGUCGCAGAAGUAGUUUAAACAUAGACAUGAAGAAAACCAUUUUUUACACAGAUAAAUCGGACGGCAAUUCAAAAUUGCACUUAGAUGAAAUGAUUGAGAACAUUAAAUUAAGUAUUGUAAAAUCCAUCGAAAACAAGAUUUUUGGCCCGGAGAAAAGUCUUGGAUUAAGUAAAAACUUUGACAUACCCAAGAUCGAAGAAAUUGUUGCACCACUUAGUACAGAGUCUCAGAAAAUGGGAUUAGAAGACAAUACCGAUGAGGAUAAGUCUACUGUUACGAAAAACGAAAUUACAUCAGAUAAUUCAGAAAAUUCAGUACCAAAAGUGGCUGAUACUGCCAAAGAGAUCGAGGAGAAGCUAGUCAAAUUUGAUAUUGGAGAAGCAGAAACACAUUCGCAGAACGUCCAAGAAAAGGCCUCCGAUAACGACAGAGUUAAUGAUGUGCAUAGCACUUGCGAAUCUACAUGUAAUAUAAAUAAAAAUAAUAAUAAUAAUAAUACUAAUGCUGUACAACAAUCAUACAAGGAGGUGGAUCAGUCAGAAAAUAAUGUUGGUUGUAGUACAACCAGCGAUACCUUAGUCAGUGUCAAUGUCAGAGGUAACGAGUCAAAAACACUAGACGAAAAUAAGAAAAUUACAAGGAAAUCGUUAAGAAUUGGUGAUAAAAGUUUGGACAGCGUUAGCAAUAACGAAACCAGGAAAUCAAAUAAGACAAAUAAAAUGGAGAUUUCGAGGUCGGAUAACAUGGAAGGUGUGGCGGACAUACAAAAAUCUACAGGCGAGGAAGCAAUUUUGGAGGAACAGAUUUCUGAUGAUAAAUCUCUAUUACUAUUCGCACCGAUGUCUUCUGAGCAAGCAAAGGACAGAUUUAUUGAGGAACAUAUACAGGCGAAAGGUACAGAAGAGUCGGAAACUGAAAUCUCUCUAAACGUGGAUAACUCAGAGGAGUUGGAAACAUUGGAAAGUAUAUCUCGCGAAGUAGAAAAAUUAGUCUACCAAACGGAAGAUCAGUCUGUCAAAUCAGUAUCAAAUACUAUAGAUGACACAAUACGAAGCAAAAGUAUGAUUUUUGAUACAAAUAUGUUGAAUAAGGAGCAGGAGAUUCAGAGCGUAAAUAAUCAGGAAGCAUCUGCUUGUUGUAAUGAUACCUCUAUGUCGUUAGAGUUGGCUGCUAUUGAUACAUACGAGACACCAAGCAAAAAUUGUGCAGGCAGAAAGUCUGAAUUGACUGACACAACUGAAAUGUCACGAGAGAAUGAUGCAUCUUGUAAGCCAACGCAAAACGCAAAACAUCCAAAAAUUAACAGUAACUUAUCACAUGUAUCAACUACCAUAAACUGUGAUUCAAAUGAACAUAGCUCUGUAAAGUCUCCGUCUGUACAUUGCACCUUUGACCGAUUGAACGAUGAAACCAAGGAGCUCGAUCACAGCAGCAGUAAAGAAUUAAACACAUCUGACAUUUUAUCAAACACAGACGAGAAUAAUUCGGAGGAAAAUCAAGGAAAAACAAAUUCAGAGCACAACGAAGCUAUUCUAACGACAGAUCAAAGCGAUAAAUCUUCGGACGGCAAAAGUCCCGAUGAGCGAAAACUUCUUAACGAGGAGAACAGAAGAGUAUUGCGAACUCGUGACAAGCAGAAGAAAAUUGAAAGUAGGCAGAUCGCAUCGCGCAACCGAGAACACACCGACAACAUAAAAAUUAAGAUGGGGGAAACUGAGACGAUUCAAAAAACGCAUAUUUCCGACCUACAGAAGAGUGUUGAUGAGAUAGUACAAGAUCCAGUUAAUAGUACUGCUACCGAAAGCAGCGAUUUUCAGAAGACGGAAGAUGGAAUUGACUCGUUAAAUAGUAACGAAUUGGACAUCGGCAUGGAACUGGAGCCUCAAGCUCGUAAUCGUCGCGCUAGAGAGAUGAAAAAACGCAAAGAAGAGUCACCGCAAUUCUUAAGCGGCUCCAAGACCAAGCGUGUCAAGCGAGAUCGGCGAAAUGAAAAGUCCGAUCAGCAAAACAAAGAAGAGACUUUGCUGGAUAACGAGGUUGCCAAAAUUAACGAAAACGACAGAUCAUUCUUGAGUAAAUACAGCAGUGCCAGUUCCGUGCGCACAGACAGUUUUCGUGGUUUCUUCGAGCAGGAUGGGCAAAGUGGAUUGGACAAAAAAGAUCCUAAUUUGCGCAGCAAAUCAGAAAACGAUAUAACAAUCGGCGCAAAAGCCGGCAAGAGCGAAGAACGACAACUUUCGCGAAAUCUAUCCGAGAAUCAUGUGUCGCAACAGGAAGCUAACAAUAUAGAUAUGUUAGAGAUUGAACGUAAGACUCCAAAGACGCCAGAGCUCACUCAGAAGGAUUCCGACGAGACUUCCACGUCUGGCGAAUCAUUCAACAGCGGCACAUUUAAGAUUCUGGAAACACCUGAAGACAAGGAGAAGAAGGAAUCGAUUUUGCGAAUAUUGGGACUUGAGUCUUUGGAGGAGGCUGCGAAGAGACAAAAUCAGCAAAAGACCAAAAAAGAACAGUCAUCGUCCACAGGUACUUUAAAGACGAUUAUCAGAGUAUCACAAAAGGAGAAGGACAAGGAUAGGGAGAAGAGAGGAUCGCGGUCUCCAUUAAAAAUGGUUCUCAAGCAGCAAGGCCGUGGGGACGGAGAGGGUGAUUCUCUCGAAUUCUACACCAUUCAAAAGGAGUUUGGAACCAGUGGUUUGGGAGAUAGCAGCUCUGGUGCGAACCGAAAGUUCACUACUAACCACAGACAUUCUUUCGAUGAUGAUAAUGAGGAAGCUACGCCUAAGGAUCGUCAGUCGCUUGUUAUUCCAGAGAAAUCAUCAUCGUUUUCUAUACACCCUGGGCGCGUAUGUGCUGAUGUAUGUUGCUAUUGCUUUGGAAAAUUUGGUUCUUUAGACACGCCAAUGCAUUUAGCUCAAAUAAAAUCUGAUGAGAGACGCAAAAAGAUUUUGAACAUAGAGAGACAUCUCACAAAAGAUUCAUGUCUGUGCGACGCGUGCUAUCGUCAUGUUGAUAGAAAGGCCAACACUAGUCCAGCAAACAUGCAACAGAAGCCACAGAAACAACAUAGACAAUUAAUGAUGUCAAAAUGUUCAGCUCGCGAAUGUCGAGAUCCCGCGCGGCAUCACGUUAAACGCCGUUGGUUGUUAAAGAUAAGAACUGGUCUUCAGAAUCAGGUCGACAUAGACUGGGAUUCGAGUCAACACACCACGAUGUCAUUCUGCGUUAAUCAUUACGAGAAGAUCGGACGCUUUUUGACGUGCGCGCUCUGCAAGCGCCGACUCGUUCGACAACAUACUCACCAGCUGACUAACGCAGAGAUCAAUGAAUUGAAUCACUUGCUCAAUCAACAAGGAAUCCCUGUCUUACUAGCGGUCGGCACAUUUGUGUGCAAGCUAUGCCGCUAUUUUGCGCAAUUGCAACUUAAGUACAAGGAGAUCGAAAAUAUGAAUAUGAAUCACAGGAGUUUCUGCAAGAGUUAUCGAAAGCGGAUUCUACAUAAUCUCGGAAUCGACGUAGUUGAAGACGAGGAUGACGAUUCAUCACAGCAGGUGAAUCAGACCAAAAAGAACAAGAAGAGCAUCAAGAAUUUGCAGACCAAAAGUGGAAGUUCUAAGUCUCCGGAACGCACGACGAGCGGUACAUCCGACAAGUCGACGCCGGAACCAAAUAAGAAUGAGAGUACAAUUGAAUGUAGUUCCGAGAUGGUCAACGAGAGUCGCGUCUCUAAGUUAGGUAAUGACGAGAAUGUCAGUAUGGACAUUCAAUAUCUUGAGAACACCGUGCAGAACUUAAAAAAGCGCAAGAUGCUGGAUAUGCAUGCGUAUAUGCCGAGCACGUCAAUCUCUUCUCUAUGCGAUGGUGUAAUGGCGAAUGGGAUGACACUCGGAAUGGAUGAGGUUACCUUAACGCGAUUGCCAAAGAAGUCUAGGCUCAAUAACAACAGCAAUAACAACAAUAACAAUAACGACAUAACGCCUGUGGUGCAGAGACUCGGAGCAAAUCCCUCUAUAAGCGUACGCACGCUCUUCCCAGGCGAGGAGGAAAUGAAUCUUCACGUAAACAUCGAGUUCCAAAAUGUACGCGAAGUCACGCCACAAGGAUGGGAGAAAUGCGCGACAAUGAUUCAGUACGAUCGCGAGACCAAACAUCUCUGGCAGCAAUUGCAGCGACCAUACGGCAAUCAAAGCUCCUUUCUGCGACAUUUAAUCCUCUUGGAGAAGUAUUAUAGAGCUGGCGAUCUGAUAUUGGCGCCAAAUGCUUCGCGAAAUGCAAUUAACUAUUCUACAUCGGUGCAGAAUAGAUUGAUAUCUUAUGAGGGUCCAGAGAAGAUGGACGAACCUAUAAUGGAACCGAUCGCGACGGAGUACAGUAAUUCUCGUCGUUUGAGUGGCGGCUACAUGCUGGAGAAAGACAGAUUGUCCGUGCCUGGUACAAGUUUAAUGUCCAGAUCAUCGACUAGCGGCGGCGGCAGUGGCGGUGGCGGUAGCAGCGGCAGUGGUAGCAAUACAACGUCAUCAUUGCAUUCGACCAAACUGAAUCCAUCGCGGAUGCUCAAACUCAAUUCGGGAGUGUCGAUCAUAAAAAAAUCUUCAAAUUUGCAACGAUUAAAUUUGCCGUCUGUUAGCAGCGGUGGUAACAAUAGCAGUGGAAGUACCGCGACAACGAACAGUAGCAGCAGCAUUAAACGGAGAGACAGCCAGAAUUUAUCCUCCAUUUACAACAGCGGCGGUAAGGUGUUUCAAUUGAGCGAGUCAGACAUGAAACGAAUGCAAACGUUAAAACGUCAGAAACUUAACGAUAGGCCUAUCGCCGGUACAAACGGGUCAUCAACUAGUGGUAACUUUAGAUCUCAGUAUCAAAAGAUGCAAAUUGCCGUUUCUGGCCACAAUCAGCAGUUUCAGAGACACUUGCGAAUGCAACAAGAGAUGUUGAGUCGUCAAAGCCGCGGUGACUUUGAGCCAUUAAUAUGCGACAUGACGCGUUCCACUACUUGCGCAAAUGAAAACAGUUCGGCAACCGGCCAAAAUAUUCUUCAGAACCUCAAUCUACCUAAGUCAAUCCAGGUGACAACCAAGCCAACGUCGUCAACGAGCAAUCCCAUUCCGAUUUUGCCGAAAAUUCCGAAAUCUUUGACGGUAAUACCGCAAACCGUCACGAGAUCCACCGAAAAGUGAAAAUGAGAAUGAGAAUGAAAGAUGUAAGUAGACAUUGCGGACACAGUCUUCUUUCUUUCUUCCUUUUUCUCUUAAAGGAAGAAAUACAGAGUGCGGUAAGAAUGAAAGAUCGAUUGUACAAAAUUGUAUUCGCAUGUGCUUUUUUACACGUUAGUAUCGAUCAAAUCUCAAAAUUGCCGCCAAAGUAAAGCGAAAUGAUUAUGAUUAAUGCUCAGAGAGCAAUUUUUGCCUUAUAUGAGCGCAUCGCAAUAAAUGCACUUACCGAGCCUGAACGCUCAAAAAACACAUUGAUUUUACGUUACGAUUAAGACAAGACAGACUAUAGCAAUUUAUAUAUACUUGUUGCAUCGAUCGUGAUCACAAACUUGUAGAUAGAUUAGAAUAGGAGUAGGGUAAUUCGAUGAAAUUAAGAUACUUGGAUUCUAACGAUAUUAUACAUAUAUUAACAACCAAAGUUUCGCUAUAAAAUGCAUUAACGAAAAAUGUGUUAAACAAUGCUGUUUCCAUGGAAAGUGCCUAAAAUGACAGGAGUGAAAUCGUUACUUUACGACCAUUAAUUACGUAUUAUGCAUAUGAGAUUCGGGCUCUUGAUGCGGUACACGUAAGUACGUGCAUCGCGAGUCUCUUAAAGAUUGGUACAAUCUGCAGAGGAUAGGGUGAUCUGUCGUGAAGAAAGUUCGAUAGUGACUGAAGCUUACAAUAAACUGUCAAUAUGCGAGUGGAAUAAAAUUUGCAAUCUUAAAAUUUACUUAUUUUUAGAAUAGUUCUGUAUUAUAAAAGGUGUAGGGGACCAUAACUGAGAAGAUGAUUCCCCAAGCAGAAGCCUCUUGUUGAGUGCUGCAGCUUGUAACUAUCUUCAAAUAUAAUCAAAUAGAUGCGUGUAUUUUCGUAUAAAAAAUUCUUCUAGAUUAAUUGAAGAUUUUUUCCACAAUCAGAAAAUUUUGUAUCUACUCGAUUUUUUUUCACGAGGGAUUACUUUCUUAUUACCGGCUGUACCAUCGGUUUAUCGGAUAUAAUACACACACUUAGAAGGAAUUCAUCACUUGAACAGCAUUGCAUCGAUUUUAAUUUAAACGUAGUCUUUUUUUUGUAUGUAGCUAAUUAAAAGUGCGUAAUAGAAAAUGUGUGUAUUAGACAAACAUAAGUAGGCUCCUUUAUGAUUUAUUACACACGAUGAUUUUAAUUUAAAUUAUAUAAAAAAGAUCAUUUUACUAAACUUAUUUCUACCUGAUGUUUUUUCGAUUAAAUAUGUCGAGCAUAUCUAUAUUUUUUGAAAAAAAAAGGAUAAUAGGGAGAGGGGGGAGGGAGAGUGCACGGAAAAAUAUACCGAAUUUUGUCUGGUUGAAUGAGUGCUUUGUCGGUAGUUCGUUCCUCUUACCGUGUCUAAAGAGAGAAUUGGACAUAGUUAUGUGUAUCAGCGGUACUUGCAUGCUGCAAGUCACUAUAUUUUAUCUACGUAAAAAUCUUUUUGCGCAUUCACAUGAGAAUGAUUCGAACAAAUAUAUAUUAUAUUGGCCUGCUCGAUCUUUAAAGUCGUAAUGACAAGAUCAUAAGUAAUUAAAUAACAGUUAAUUUGGAGGAAAUGCUUAAUUUAAAGUGUUAAGGGAGUGAAUACAUGCAAAGUGAGUAUAGAUUUAACAUUCUAAUUGAGCUUAUUUAUUACGUUUAUUAAUACGCAUUGUACAUAUAGACCGAUAGUACAUUAUUCUAGUUUUUAAUUGAUCUAAUGAAAAACAAUUAUAAAAGAGUUGAAGCGUCCAACUCGUUUGUAAAACUCCGGACGAUCGGACGGUAAAAAUCGACGAUCGAGAUAUUGUGUGUGAGAGUGCGAGGAUUUUUUCUUCAUGCGUUUCUCUUGUUGCGUACAUCUAUCAUUCGACAUUUGAUAUUUAAUAUGUUUAUUGCUACUCCGUUCCACUUCACUCCAUUCCAUCUCACCUCAUUUCACAUUAGUCCACGUUCCUAUGCGAGAUUCUCUUUGCACUAUUUAUAUCAAAUUGUUUAGUAGGAAAUCUUCUAUUUAAUACAUUAUGAAAAAAAA